UGUUUCGAACCUCAUAACAUUUAGUUUGCAAUUGCCUUUCAUGCACAGCUUUAUCGUGACUCUGCUUCUUAUCCUCUGCAUCUGAUCCAUAGCCUUUAUACGCUCUACUAUAGCUGAUUGACUCUUCUUUAGAGGUCAAAUAAGGACAAACAAGGGGGACAGAAGAUGUCUGGGAUGUGCAGGGGACUCACCGGGCUGUCUACAUGUUUCUGUUUGCUGAUGCUGAUUCAGUUUUCGGCUCUAGCAGAUUCAGCCUUUACAUGCAGCUCCACUCGGUUUGAGUGUGGAAAUGGGAGGUGCAUCACCCAAAGGUGGAUAUGUGAUGGACAUGACGACUGUGGUGAUGGAACUGAUGAACUGCCUGGAACCUGCGCAACCAAAACAUGUCAGCCGACAGAGUUCAACUGCGGCGGAGCCACGAACAAGUGUAUACCGCUGGCCUGGCACUGUGAUGGCCGAGCUGAAUGUGAAAACGGAGCUGACGAGAACAACUGCACUGCCAAACAAUGCAGCAGCAAUGAGUUUCAAUGUGCCAACGGCCAGUGUGUAUCCCGUUCUUUCGUUUGCGAUGAGGAAAACGACUGUUCAGAUGGCUCAGAUGAGGUUUCCUGCCCCAAACCCACCUGCAAACCCGGGUUCUUCCAGUGCAACAACUCAGUGUGUGUGACGGGCCGCUGGCACUGCGAUGGAGACAGGGACUGUGCAGAUGGGUCGGACGAGUGGCCCCAGAACUGUGGGUGGAAGCAGACGGAGAAGCCAGCCAUGCGCUGUGGCGCCCAAGAAUUCCAGUGUGCUAAUGGAGAUUGUAUCCACAGCAGCUGGAGGUGUGACGGAGGCGCUGACUGCCAGGACCGUUCGGACGAGGUUAACUGCACUCAUCUUACUUGUCGCCCAGAUGAGUUUCCAUGUAAUGACGGUCCCUGUAUCCAUGGCAGCCGCCAAUGUGACAAACAUCCCGACUGCAUGGACCACAGUGAUGAGAUGGACUGCCCCACAGAAAAUGUAUGUGAAGGCCCCAACAAGUUCAAGUGCAACAGUGGGGAGUGUAUCAGCAUGGACAGAGUGUGCGACACAAAGAAAGACUGCAGGGACUCAUCUGAUGAAAGUGUUCAGUGUGGCAUUAACGAAUGUUUGACUGCAAAAGGCGGAUGCUCCUAUAACUGUACGGACCUUAAGAUUGGCUACAACUGCUCCUGCCAUGCCGGAUACAGCCUGAAGAUAGACAAGAAAACCUGUGAAGACAUUGAUGAAUGUGCCAUACCUGAAACUUGCGGUCAGAUCUGCAUCAACCUGCUCGGCAGCUACAAGUGUGAUUGCCACGAGGGCUACGAGAUGGACCAUGUGAGCAAAACAUGCAGGGCCGAAGCAGGGACUGUACCAACCCUCUACUUGACCAAUAGACACGAGGUGAGGAAGUUGACGGUUGACCGCAGAGAGUAUGUCCAUGUUAUUACCCAGUUGAAGAAUGCAGUGGCUCUGGACAUAGACAUGCCAAACAAAAUAAUCUUCUGGUCGGACAUGUCUCUGAAGAAAAUCUACAGCUCCAAGUUAGAUGUGGCCGCUAACUCCUCUCACCACACCGUAGUCAUUGGCAAUGAGAUUGAGGCCCCAGAUGGCAUUGCAGUGGAUUGGAUCCAUGGCAACAUCUACUGGACUGACAGUGUUUUGACGACUAUCUCUGUGGCAACCGUAGACGGCAGCAAGAGGAAGACCCUGAUCACAAAUAACCUGCAGAAACCAAGAGCCAUCGCUGUCGACCCUGUAAAUAACUUCAUGUACUGGACAGACUGGGGAGACGACGCCAAGAUAGAGAAGAGUGGGUUGAAUGGAGCAGAUCGCGUAGCCUUAGUAACAGACAACAUCAUGUGGCCCAAUGGCAUCACCCUGGACAUAGUCAACCAGCGUUUGUACUGGGUGGACUCUAAGAUGCACACUUUGUCGAGCAUCGAUGUAAACGGAGGGACGCGACGCAAUCUUAUCCACAGUGAGGAAACGCUCCCCCAUCCCAUGUCUUUGACUGUCUUUGAGGACAAAGUGUUUUGGACAGACAUGGCCAACAGUGCAGUUUAUAGUGCCAACCGCCUGACAGGGAAUGAGAUCACUCACCUGGCAACGGACCUUGAUCAGCCGGAGGAUAUCAUACUGUACCACAACCUCAGGCAGCCUAAAGGCAAAAACUGGUGCAGCGAAAGUAACAGUAUAAACGGGGGAUGCGAUUUUCUGUGCCUACCUGCUCCUCUGAUCAACCAGCACUCACCUAAAUACACCUGCGCCUGUCCUGACCACAUGACCAUGGCACCUGACAUGAGAAAAUGUGUGAUAAUGUCCCCAGUUGCACCUCCUGCAGAUAAAAAACCUGCUGCUCCGGUCCCUUCCAAAGCUCCAACCAAACCUGCUCUUCCCAGGCAGCCUGUUCCUACCACUACUACAACUACCACCAGACCUACCCAAAAACACACAACCAUCUCAUCUAACCAGCCCACACCGUAUCCCAUUGCUACUGCUCAAGGUAACAGAUUGGCAGCUUCCCCCGAAGAAGCCACUUCCUCCCAUCCUAUGGCUCUCCACGUCGUGUUGCCAAUAUUGGUUAUGUCCCUCCUGGUUUUUGGAGCAGUUUUUCUCUGGAGAAACUGGCGUUUGAAGAAUUCCAACACCAUCCACUUUGAUAAUCCAGUGUACCAGAAAACCACUGAGGAUGAGCUACACAUCUGCUCAAACAGCUCUGAAGGCUACGUUUAUCCUCAGAGGCAAAUGUUGAGAAUGGAGGACGUGGAUGUUGCUUGACCCGAAGAUAAAGAAGACAAUUGCUUUUUUUAAAGUCAUUUUUUCUGAUGCUAACAUGAAGCAACACAAGGCCAUUUUAUUUCUGCUGCUGCUGCUUAACAGCCCUUUGCCUUCCCCCCCAAGUGAGCUCAUUUUGUGGCUUCUGUCUCUGUGCCGUCCAAGUCUGAAGAAAUAAAAAAAAACCUUUCUUUGAAACAUCAAUAUGAGAAAAUAGAGCAGGACUUCAGGAAACCAUUUAGUCAGACCACAAAGUGGUCUCAACAUGAAGGACUAAUGCAUGCUUUCAGAAGAUGAUGUUCCUAUUCCCAUAACCAUGACUCUUUUGAAGCUGAACAGGUCUUACUUUCUUCAAUCUAACAGAUUGCAUCACUUUAUUUAAUAUACCUAUGACACAAGUCACACAUUCUGCGAGUUUAACUUGAAAACCCCACCCAUACUUGUUUAACACUCAUGUGUGCCCUCCAUCUGUACUCUCUGGUACUAUAGAAAAGUUUAUUGAAUGUAUAUAAAUGCCUCAAAGACCACAAUACCCUCCUAACUAAUUUCUGUGGUAGUUAAUGCCUUAAUGCUAUAGUGCUUUAGCACCGCGGCCUUUCCUCCUGCGUACAGUGUUGCACAUUUAGUUUAGCUCCUGUAUCAGAGGCAUUUUUCUUAAGAAUCCAUCGUGUCUCAAAUGUAAGUUCCAUUUAAAUCAAGACUGUUGUGUUUUUUUCCCCCUUGUGACCCCCUCUUCAGCAAAGUAGCUGAAUGGAGUUGUAAGAGAGAGAGUUGUAGAUAGUUUACAUUGUAAAUGAAGAAGCUGCUGAGUUUUUUUUAAGUCAACCAAAGUGAAGGAAGUUUUCUAUUUUAAAUGAAGAUAGUUGAGUAAAAAGAUGAUGUCUAAUAACACUGUAUAUAAAUAAUGUAAAUAUUUUGUAAAACUUUCUUCAGUUUACUCUGGUGUUGCCUUUUUACAUUUGUAAAUUUGAAUCAAGAAAUGUUGUACAUAUGUGUGAGAUUGUUUUAUUUAUUUAUGGAAAUAUGCAAGAUCUUUCUUUUUUUUUUGUUGUCAUCUGGCUGUAAAUACUUUAAUACUAUAUCACCUACCAUUGUUUAAUGUUUGUUCCAACUAAGCCAGUCCAACCGUUACAUUGAGAAGCUGUUAUUUAACUUAUGUUCGACCAAGUUACGUUAAAUCAUUCCUGCAGCGUAGUGCUUCAUGUUACGGAGAAAUGUUAUGAAGCUGUCUUUCUUCCUUAUUUAAUGUUUGUUUAUCAAUGACAAGUCUUACAUAAUUUAUUUUGCUUCUGUUUUUAUGUUACUAUGACUUUUUUUUCACUUUGAGAUUAAGGCACACACUGUAUUGUGCAGAAUACAAUGUUUAAUGGUCUGCACAAAUGUAUGUAUGGACAGAAUUUUAAAUAAAAGAAAAAAACAUCUUUAAAA
Messenger RNA from Eleginops maclovinus (Patagonian blennie), 4209 nucleotides. It is a transcript of the gene ldlrb, whose product is annotated as low density lipoprotein receptor b. The record is from RefSeq and is a predicted model, not a curated record. Lineage: Eukaryota; Metazoa; Chordata; Actinopteri; Perciformes; Eleginopidae. Gene Ontology annotation, cellular component: plasma membrane. The transcript has 18 exons. Gene Ontology annotation, molecular function: calcium ion binding; protein binding. The coding region runs from base 166 to 2784 and encodes 872 amino acids.